Portunus trituberculatus (swimming crab) is the source of this 1892-nucleotide messenger RNA. Its product is annotated as glucoside xylosyltransferase 2-like. Gene Ontology annotation, biological process: protein O-linked glycosylation via N-acetylgalactosamine. Gene Ontology annotation, molecular function: UDP-xylosyltransferase activity. The transcript has 9 exons. The record is from RefSeq and is a predicted model, not a curated record. Bases 256 to 1203 code for a protein of 315 amino acids. Lineage: Eukaryota; Metazoa; Arthropoda; Malacostraca; Decapoda; Portunidae.
CAGCAGAUCAAACAGUGAAACACACACACACACACACACACACACGCACACAAACACACAGGUGUGUUAUACAGGUGCGGAUUGAGGGUACAGAGAGAGAGAGCAUGUAUAAUACGACACGUCAUAAGGAAUCAGUGUACACGUCAAGUGUGUACAUUCCGCGCCACGAAUCUCUCGACAGCAGUCAGUCGUCUCCACACUCGAGGAGGUUCAACAUAUUCCAACGGCAGACAGAAUCAUCUCAACUUGUUUCAGAUGAGGUUGCUGCAGAAGGUGUUGUACGUGCUGGCUCUGCUGAUCAUGACAGUCCAACUACGCACCUGGUUACAACACAAGUCACUCCCUGCUCCACUCGUCAGUCAGGCAAUCACUGGAGACCCUGAGUUUGCCAUCGUAGUCUGCCGCAGUGAGAAUGACAAGCCAAACAAAGCACAUGAUUUCCAGAGACAGCUUAGUCAAAUCUCUGUUCUCCUGAAGUCUGCCGCUACGCUUACCUCUCAAAAUCUGACAUUUAACAUCGUGGCUGAUUCCUACGCAACUUAUGAGACGGUCGCGAACCUCACCGCAAGCUGGCCCGCCGCCUACAGACAACGCAUAGCGUUCAGCAAGUACAAGCAAGUGUUCUACCCGCCCGGUACGGAGAAGAUGAAGAAUUUAUUUAGGCCCUGCGCCACAGGAAAGCUGUUUCUGGCACAGACCCUCGAAGACAAGGACGCUGUUGUAUUCCUGGACACGGAUACGCUCUUUCUCAAGCCCCCGGAGAUGCUGUGGCGCACAUUGUACGACUUCAAUCCCUACCAGGUCAUUGGCAUCGCGCCCUGCCUCUAUUACUACGGCCGGCAUUUCAAAAUUUUCCCCACGUAUGGGUCAAGUGGCCUCAACUCUGGGGUCCUCGUGAUGAACCUCACCAGGGUUCGGGGCUACGAAGGCGGCUGGACGGAGAACAUUAUGCGCAUUGUGGACAAAUACAAGAGAAAACUGACGCUCCCAGACCAGGAUAUUCUCAACAUUCUCUUCAGUAAUAAGACCACAGCACAGCAACUGUACCAGCUCGGGUGCGAGUGGAACUAUCGACCUAAGCUGUGCUCCCAUGGCUACAACAAGUGCAGUCGUGCCAAACAGCUCGGGGUGGGUUUACUGCACGGCGCUGCUGUCACAUUCAUCUACAGCAUAGAAAGGAAAUUUAAGGAGACGGCGUGCUAAGUCACCGGGGUUGGGUGCACUAGUGAAGAUCCAUUCAGCAGUAAGUCGGGAGGUGAAGUCCAGAAGCUGAAGUGCGGCAGGGAGACAACAGCGGUAGCAGAUGGAGGUAUGGAGAGAAGCAGCAGGAGCCCAGGCUGGCUGCUUUUCCGGUGAGACGAGGAACCAGCUUGAAGAGAGACGAGGUGUUCACCAAGGGACGGUGUGCUGGUGUCUGUCCUGGUUUCAAAACACGGAUCCAAUCGUAGCCUCGGAAAGGGAGGAGCCAAGGCCAGUAGCAAAGCCUCAUGGUACCGAAGCCUCAUGGUACCGGAGAUCCAAAACUUAACAAGAACCGGACUGGGGGGGAUAACGAAGCCGGCAGAGCGUAUAGUAACUACCAAGGCAAGGUAGUUUAGGAAGGGAGGAAGAACUGGCACGACCUAUCUCCCUCAGAAUCACUUUUAAGACAUUUUUUUGUUUUCAACUACAAAAAUAUCACGUAAGAUAUGCUUUUAUUUCAUGCAAAACAAUAAAGAUAAAAAUGAAUACUAGAAUUUACAUCUCCAGAAUUAUGGCUCCUCCUUCUUUUACAUUCGCAAAGAGUGAUUAUAAUGAAAAAAUAACAUGUAUCCGAGUUAAUGCAGCAAAUUUUAAUUCACUUUGUUUUAUCAUUUACAUUUUUUUAAUCACAGACAAUGCAUAGAACAAGU